AUGCAGCAGAAUCCUGCUGAGGCCAUGGAGGCCUCCGCGCCGUCGGAGGCCGAGGCGCCCAAAGAUGCGGGGCCGUGGCUAGGGUUCUGGGAGGUGUCGCGGCGGCGGUUGACCCCCGACGACCCCUUCUUCGCCGCCGGCGACAUGGAGCGCGAGCUACUCGCCAAACACGUUGCCCUGGAUCUCUCGGAUGAUGACCGGUACCAACUUGAGAAGAUGGAUGUGGCGAGCGUGAGCAUGGUGUGUUGUCCAAUUGCUGGUUGCGGUGCUCAUCUAGAUUGCUUGGAGGACUUUGAAGACCACUACAGCACACGGCAUACUGCUUCAUGCUCUGUAUGUUCAAGAGUGUACCCAACAUCAAGGUUGCUGAGUAUUCAUAUUUCUGAGGCGCAUGAUUCCUUCUUCCAAGCAAAAGUCGCUCGUGGUUUUCCGAUGUACGAAUGUUUGGUGGAGGGUUGUGGGGAGAAGUUGAAGACGUACAAAAGUCGGCAGCAGCAUCUUGUUGAUAAGCAUCAAUUUCCCAACUCAUUUGAAUUCUUCAAAAGAGCACAACCUUCCCAGCGGCAUCGUCAGAAGUAUCAUCAUCGAAGGCAAACUGCUUAUAAGGGAGAAGAGACAAGGGAUACUGUCAUGGACGUUGGUGGGAAGAAUCCAAGGCAAUCGAAACCGAGAUAUCGGCCGAAGCAACGUGAUCAUAAGGAGCCGAAAGAAAAUGAACAUGGUCACAAGGAGUCGAAAGACAAUGAACAUCAUGAGAAGGAGGCCAAGGAGAGCGACAUGGAGGUCGAACAGAAGAUUGAUGAACUGUCCUCGGCUGUAUCAAGGCUGAGCACUGCAGAUUCGGUGCCUUCGAGCAUAACCUUUGGCCAUCGCCGUGCUCGUGGUCUUACUUUUGUCCCAAGAUCUAUUAGGCAGAACAAGCAGGUCUCUCAGCCAGAAGCAAAUUGA
This is a messenger RNA of Triticum turgidum subsp. durum (durum wheat), 948 nucleotides long. The record is from the annotation of a GenBank genome assembly. NCBI's taxonomy places the organism in Eukaryota, Viridiplantae, Streptophyta, Magnoliopsida, Poales, Poaceae.